Messenger RNA from Setaria italica (foxtail millet), 1174 nucleotides. RefSeq lists its product as uncharacterized. The transcript has 5 exons. The coding region runs from base 316 to 1005 and encodes 229 amino acids. The record is from RefSeq and is a predicted model, not a curated record. Lineage: Eukaryota; Viridiplantae; Streptophyta; Magnoliopsida; Poales; Poaceae.
GAACCGUGCGCUAGAAGCUGGAUACGAGGCUUCCUCUGGAAGCCAUUCGGACAGACACGCUACUGGUCAAACCCCCCUCUGCUCCCCGCGCGCCUCAAGCCCUCCCUCCCCUCCCUUCCAGCCAGUUCCUCCUCACACCUCGUAGUCGCCACUGCAGCUCGGCGUCCUCCGUGAACACCGCCCUCCUCAGGCCCCCGGGAUUUUGUUGGGUGGGGAGGCCGGCGGCGGCGGGGCGCCACGAGUUCCAGUUCGCUCUCCGCUUGUCCGCUGCUCCCAGCUCUCAUCCUCUGCCCUUUCCAGUUUUCCCCGCACAAGAUGGAGCAACCUCAAAUAAUUCUGUUUGUAGCCAUGGCCGUGGCUUGCUUCCACUUCCUGCGAUCCCUGUUAGUGUUGUUCCAUCUUGGACGACCAGUGCUAAACAAGCUGCCAAGUUAUUUGGGAACUACGACAAAUGCAAUGGAGGGCACAGAUGUUUCUAGUGAGCCUAAAAGGGGCAUGGAUGGGAUGACACAAGUCAUGGAGUGCGUGGGGGACACAAGUCAGCCAUCAGUGACUGAUGCGGACAAGCAGGGUUGUUCAUUUGUCGCAGAUUCAAGGUACCCAGAUGAAUGUUCCAACAAUGUGGAGCCACCAGAUGAUCGGAUGAGUAAAUCUGAACAUGCUAGGCGAGUCCACCAGCUUGAGGAGAUGAAUGCAAUACUACAACAGAAAAUAAUUUGGUUGCAACAUGAGCUCAGACAAAGUGAUGCAUGCCUUGCAUUUAAGAAAGAUGAGUACAACACACUGAUCGGUGCUGUUCGGAAUUUCUUCGGCAUUUUCAAACCUCAUGAGGAAGCUUCAGCAGCUGCAGUUUCAUUUAUCAAGGCUGAGGGUAAUUUUUAUCAGCAGGUAGCUUGCAUGCAGGAUUUCUUAAGCUAUUUGGUGCUGGACCGGAAAUUUGGGAUCAAGUACCAGCGGCGCAAGAAGAAACUGUCGCCUGAACCCACAACCAACCAAGAUAUAUAGGCAUCUGUAAUUUACUAGUUUGUUUAGAUUCAUGUAUUUAUUUCCUAGUUAUCUGUAGUUUCCAAAUUUAUCUUGAUGGCACCUAUUGUCUAAGUGCCAAAUAUUGAUUUAGGAAGGAACCUAGAAUUUAUAUGUAUCUCUCAAAUAUUGACAUCAAAUCAAUGUCAAA